Messenger RNA from Racocetra persica, 187 nucleotides. NCBI's taxonomy places the organism in Eukaryota, Fungi, Glomeromycota, Glomeromycetes, Diversisporales, Gigasporaceae. The record is from the annotation of a GenBank genome assembly.
CAUCACACUUCAAAUCACAACUGCUAAAAUCCUAAAAGACUUUGGUAAUCUCAUAAUAACAAUAAACCUAGUCUUCACAUUUGGUACCUUACUAAAGGAUAAAGAUUCAUCCGCUAGUCCAACUCAACAACAUUAUAGUUACAACCUUAAAACAUCGAAUAUUAGGGAAACAUCAUAUCUACAAUGA